Molecule: messenger RNA, 1492 nt
Organism: Formica exsecta
Lineage: Eukaryota; Metazoa; Arthropoda; Insecta; Hymenoptera; Formicidae
Product: polypeptide N-acetylgalactosaminyltransferase 3-like
Exons: 6
Cellular component (GO): Golgi apparatus
Source: RefSeq, a predicted model, not a curated record
UCUAUUACUAGAAUUUUUGAAAAGUCCCUUGGAUGGUUACAUAAAAACUCUAAGUGUUCCUACAAGAGUUUUGCGAUCCAAAGAACGGAUAGGAUUAAUAAAAGCGAGGCUUUUGGGAGCAAAUGAUGCUAAAGGCGAAGUUCUCACUUUUCUCGAUGCUCACUGUGAAUGUACGGUUGGAUGGUUGGAACCAUUGCUUGAAGCAGUUGGUAAAAACGCGACAAGAGUCGUCUCUCCAGUAAUUGACAUAAUAAACGAUGAUACUUUUAGUUAUACAAGAUCGUUUGAGCUCCAUUGGGGUGCAUUUAACUGGGAUUUACAUUUUCGUUGGCUAACAUUAAAUGGCCGUCUGCUGAAGGAACGGCGCGACAACAUAGUCGAACCAUUUCGAACGCCCGCCAUGGCAGGCGGGUUAUUUUCUAUCAACAAGGAUUAUUUCUUUAAAUUGGGCAGUUACGAUGAUGAGAUGCGAAUCUGGGGUGGCGAGAAUUUGGAACUGUCAUUUCGAAUAUGGCAAUGCGGAGGCAGUAUUGAAAUUGCUCCUUGCUCCCACGUCGGGCAUCUCUUCCGAAAAUCUUCUCCUUAUACUUUCCCGGGCGGCGUCGGUGAUAUCUUAUACGGCAACCUUGCCAGAGUCGCUAUAGUGUGGAUGGAUCAAUGGGCGGAGUUUUAUUUCAAGUUCAAUCCUGAGGCAGCUAGAUUGAGAUACAAGCAGCAGGUUCGUUCGAGAUUAGCUUUACGUGAGAAACUACAGUGUAAAAGUUUUGAAUGGUACUUGGAGAAUGUGUGGCCCGAACACUUUUUUCCUACGGACGAUCGAUUCUUCGGCAGGAUAGUGCACGCCGCAACAAAGAGAUGCAUCAUGCGACCGACCGCGAAAAGUUCGUACGCGCAACCUUCAGGGAAUGCGGUUCUACACUCCUGCAUACCGCGACCGAUGUUCAGCCAGAUGUUUGUGAUGACCAAAAACGGAGUGAUAAUGACGGACGAAAGUGUAUGUUUGGAUGCACCAGAACGAGAUACGCAGCAGAGGAUGCCGAAAGUGAAAAUAAUGGCGUGUAGCGGUCGCGAAAGACAAAAAUGGCAAUACGAUGAACAAAUGAGAGUAUUUUUGCACAUGCCUUCCGAAAUGUGUCUUCAGGCAAUGGACGAUGAUACGCUUGUAGUAGCGGUUUGUACUAAAAAUCUUAAUCAACAAUGGAUCUUGGAACCAGUUCUUUGGAAAUAAUUGUAGUGUUACUACGUUAUUAAGGAAGAAGAUAUAAGAGAAGAUAGUGCAUUAAUGAGCUAUCAGUCUGUCAAUGAUUAAUGGACACUUUUUUUGUGACACCCAGAUUUACAUACACAAUUCCACACGACAGUUUAUGUAUGGCUGUCAUUUUAAUGAAAAAUUAAUAUUUUUAUACUUUUAUAUUUUUUAACACAUUUACAGAUAUCUCCACGACAAUGUUUGAAUUGUGCAAUAAAAAUAAAAUGCUAUUUAUCACUUGUA